Messenger RNA from Peronospora matthiolae, 1038 nucleotides. Lineage: Eukaryota; Oomycota; Peronosporomycetes; Peronosporales; Peronosporaceae. The record is from the annotation of a GenBank genome assembly.
AUGAAUAUGUUGGAUGAUGAAGAUGACCAAAGCUUUCACGCUACGCGUGACGGCUACUCCCAUUUGAGCGAUGUCGAAUGGGAUGCGGUUGAACGAAUGGGUUCGACCAUGGGCAUCCAUGCUGUUAGCGUCAUGCUAGAGGCUCUCAAUAGAGAUGCCCAACAUGCUACUAUCGCCAAGUUCAUUCAAAAUGAACUUGACGCAGAACGCGAGAAAGUAGCCUUGCUUCACCAACAAGGUUCUCAACAAGCAGAGUUGUUGAGAGAACAAGGUGCUCAACAGUUUGAACUGUUGAGACAGCAGCAGGCUGCUGCUGGCGGGUCGAUGCACUCGCGUCGACCCGAGACUUUGAAGAUUGACAUCUCAAAGGCGCGUCGCAUCGACGACGGGGAUAUGCAAGUUGCAUUUGCCCAGUCAAAUCUGGCAGGACGUGCCAAGACUUGGGCACUGGGGCUCAAGCUGCACGACCCAUAUGCGUUUGGGUCGUUGGAAGUCUUCAAGUCGCGGCUCAGACAAACGUUUGAACCGCCUAGAGCUGAGUUCAGAGCUCGAACCGAACUCUUGAAGCUCAAGCAGGGAAGUUCCAAUCCGGUGGAUGAACACACGUUGGUUUCGGUGUUCAUGCAGGGUCUUGCGGAUGGUCCCGUCAAGACUCACCUGUUCCGGCUUGAACUAGAUUCACUAGAACAAGCCAUUUCAAUUGCGGAGCAGGAAGACUUCAGUCUGAGACAGGCUCGCGCCAGCUCGACAUCAUAUCGUCAACCGAGACGAUAUGACAACGGAGGUCCAGAGCCGAUGGAACUCUGUUAUGUAGAGAGCGAGAAGGCUCGCUCUACAGGCUACAAGAAGUUGCAGAGAUGCAACAGAUGUCAAAAGACAGGACACUACGCUUACAAGUGUAGUGCCCCUCGUCCAGUGUCUCGCGACACUGGGCGUAGUGACCGUCCACCCAUGAGAAAGGGGCAGGGACGAGGGUCCGCAGUUGGUGCAAAGACGCAACAACGGGAUGGACCGUCAAAAAACGGACAGGAUCAGUAG